CUGCAACCAGAUCUCGUUUUCCGGUCAUCUUUGUGCUUUAGAUAAAUAUCCGGCGCGAGCAAUUUUGUGUUGCCCUAUAUCAUCACUUCUGGUAUUCUGGCUUUCAUUUUGAGCAAUCUGGUCCUGUGUAACAGUGUAUCCCAUACCGCUCAGGGAUAUCGGAUAUGCAAUCCGUAAUGUCCUGAUAUGGCUUGGAGAAAAGGACUGACAACACGCAAAGUGCCUUUGGAACCAUGAAGUCUGUUGCAAGCCUUUACCAUCGUCGUAUAGCACCAACAUGCGGAGUUCACCAGAAUUAAUGAAUGCUAUUGCAAUGCCCGUCGCCGUCGAGUACAAGGCAGGUGUCAACAGUGUUUUCGCAGAUUCUACCAAGGCAUACUUGACUACGUUUAAGAGGCUUGACCUUUUGGGUCUAUGUGCAGGAUGUAAGGAUAGCGAACACCCGGUUUUACCAACCUGGGCGACAAAUUCAUUCCCAGUAAGAAACAAGGAACUCGAAGCGAAUUUGCUCUUUGGUGAUCAUGACGCAAGCAUUAUACAUAUUUAUAUCGUCUCCGGAAAGUGGAUCGGCGUUCGUGGAAACGCCACUUCUGCGGCAUACCUGAGUUCUGAGUGCCGGCAUGUAUCCGAUACCAUGAUACUAAUAUAUGUGGGCUUAAGUGAAAUCCGGUUUUGCCAUCGUAUAGGAGGGGCGUUACCAGCGCAUCGUUGUUGCCUUCCCAAAUCCUUCCUGCGCGAAGUGCCACCUUUCGCCGAGUUUCCUACUGGUCUUAUCCGGAUCCUUCGCGGCUACGUGGGGAGUGUGCAGAUCCCGUUCAAGAGCGAAAGUAUCCAUGCCAAAUAUAUUACUGAGAUUAACAAAGUGCGUAUAAUUGCUUUGAUGCUAGACCUGAUAGCAGUACUGGAUCAUGACUCCGGGAAGCCCUGGGCGUGCCUCGCUUCAAAUACGGCUGGUCUGGCCAUUGGAGGCGCAGCAGCUUUUGGAUACGAUAGCACCGAGUACAAGCCUCUUGGAACGUACGUGGAGCUCAUGAGCGUAAUUAGCGAGUAUUCUACCGGGCGAAAAACAAAAUAUUCCGAAGAUCAACGGGUUUUCAACUUGACGUAG
Molecule: messenger RNA, 1108 nt
Organism: Truncatella angustata
Lineage: Eukaryota; Fungi; Ascomycota; Sordariomycetes; Amphisphaeriales; Sporocadaceae
Exons: 5
Coding region: 278-1108 (276 amino acids)
Source: RefSeq, a predicted model, not a curated record